This is a messenger RNA of Trametes versicolor FP-101664 SS1, 1203 nucleotides long. RefSeq lists its product as uncharacterized. Bases 1 to 1203 code for a protein of 400 amino acids. The transcript has 5 exons. NCBI's taxonomy places the organism in Eukaryota, Fungi, Basidiomycota, Agaricomycetes, Polyporales, Polyporaceae. The record is from RefSeq and is a predicted model, not a curated record.
AUGUCUAACAUCCCUCCUCCGCCGCCACACGCAUCUUAUGCAGCGGCCGCGCCUUCAUCAGAGGUACCCGCCAUGCUACUGAAAUCUCCUCUUCAUAAACACCCAGCGCCUAUUGCGUGGGUCCACCCGAACGCUGGCCAUCUGGCACCCUUCGUGCAACCCACCGAUAGCGCCCCGACGGUCGCAAGAUACGUCGAAUGCGUCCUCUGCAACGUGGUACACACAGCAUGGCUCGGAAUCAACGCAGCGGGAGUAGUGACGCUGACCAUCAGAGACGUCCCAACGAGCACGUACGCGCGCACGCACACGCUCAUGCCGAUCCAACCGUCGAUCAUCGCAGGGCACCAUAUACUCUGCUACCCAGGCUCUCGGGAAGAUUUGGUGCGCUACCCGCCGCGGGCUGUCUGGACACAGCACCCACCUGGCAAUCCGACUGCAGCAACAGCAGCAGCGCAAUACGCGAUGGGACCGUCGGCAGCACCGAGUCACAGCCCUGCUACCCUCCACCUUCAGAUAGCUCUGGGUUCUGCAACAGCCGGCAUGCAGGAACAUACACAUCGUGCAACUGCACCCCAAGCAGGACCAUACCCUGCUCCUCGUCAACAGGAGCAAGGGCCGUCGCAUCAUAUGCAGGCAGGCCCGUCCUCUGCAGUUGUGCAAGGGCGGAGCACGCGCACGGACGAUGCGCGCAAUGCACGCCCUGCCCCCGGGACACCCUACCCGCCAACGCAUGCCGCGGGCACCACGAAGUCGAGGCACGCGCCUCCGACGAGCAACCCGCCUCCGACGAGCGCCCCGCCUGCCGCACCAGCGGCCCCCCACGGCCGGGACAUGACCCCAGCCGAACGUGCAGCGGACUGGUCGAAGUAUUUGACUGACGUUCUCCUGCUCAGCAAGAGGGGCCCGGACGGGGCGCCGCCCCAGCUCCCGGCCCGCGUUGUCGCCCAAGAGCUCGGGCAGGUGCUCGGAGAAAUCGAGGCGCAUCGAGACGAGAUGAACGUGGAGGUCAUCCUGCGCUCGCGGCUCUGGCACCCGCUGAAGGAACUCGCGGACCAGCGCGUCUGGACCCAACCGCUGGAGCCGGCCGCACGCGCCUACGACGUGCUCGAGCACUGGAAGACGCGUUUCUCGAUGUUCAAGUCCGUCAUGAUCAUGAUCGCACGCAACGAAGACGGGCCCCCGAACGCCACGCAGCAGAUGUGA